Molecule: messenger RNA, 809 nt
Organism: Drosophila willistoni
Lineage: Eukaryota; Metazoa; Arthropoda; Insecta; Diptera; Drosophilidae
Product: histone H3.3A
Exons: 2
Coding region: 104-514 (136 amino acids)
Cellular component (GO): nucleosome
Molecular function (GO): structural constituent of chromatin; DNA binding; protein heterodimerization activity
Source: RefSeq, a predicted model, not a curated record
CGUUAUCAUUCAACAAAAUAUUUUCGUACAGUACGGUUGUCUGGAAAAGCAAUCCUCUCGAAUUUUCUCGGUUUGUGAAAAGUUUAGUGAAUUUAAUUGAAAAAUGGCUCGUACCAAGCAAACUGCCCGUAAAUCGACUGGUGGCAAAGCCCCGCGUAAACAGUUGGCCACCAAAGCAGCUCGCAAAAGUGCGCCAUCCACUGGUGGUGUAAAGAAGCCCCAUCGCUAUCGCCCUGGAACUGUGGCUCUGCGUGAGAUUCGUCGUUACCAGAAGUCCACCGAGUUGCUGAUUCGCAAACUCCCCUUCCAGCGUUUGGUGCGUGAAAUUGCCCAAGAUUUCAAGACCGAUUUGCGUUUCCAGUCUGCCGCCAUCGGAGCUCUUCAGGAAGCAUCUGAGGCCUAUCUGGUAGGAUUGUUUGAGGACACCAAUUUGUGCGCCAUUCAUGCCAAGCGUGUCACCAUUAUGCCUAAGGAUAUUCAGCUGGCCAGACGUAUUCGCGGUGAGCGCGCCUAAAUUCUGCGUCUUCGUCAUCGACAUCUGCAGUGGCCGCCAUCUUUAAUUGGAAAAAUGGUAACAACAACAAAGACAGAAAAAUCGAAGCAGCGGGAGCGGAUGAUGAUAGAGAGGGAGAGAAGACAGAGUGGAAGUGGGAGAGAGACGGCAUUUACCGCCGCCGCUGUCGCCGCCGCUUAAUUUUAAGCUAACUUUACAUACAUACAUACAUAUAUAUCUUAUACUUAGGCAAAUAAGUAAAGAUCUACAAUUCUUUUUCCAAAUGUUUAAUAAAAACGAUUAAUUUAACACAAAA